AUCUUGUUUACUUGAAAAAAAUAUUAUUUAUGUGUUUUUUAUUAAUUUUAUUAACAUGUCACUUAUUAUUAAAUAAAAAAAGAAUAAUUGGAUAAAUGAAAAAGAAUAAUUGGAUAAAAGAAAUGAAAAUAAUAAAGAAUAGAGAGAGAGCUCCAUAAAUACAUUAAUAACUAAUUUUUUUGUUUGUAAAAAAGUGGUCCAACUUGGCAAAUUGUGGAUCCUCCGAGUGCUUAUGUGGCAAUAGAUUACUUUUGAAUUGCCAUAAUAUAUUUUAUAGAUAGAUAGAUAGAUAGAUAGAUAGAUAGGAAUGAGAAAUGACAUCACAUUCUCUAAUAAGUGAAUAAAGUAGUCCAUGUCAUGGUUCGUGUCGGAGCUAAAUGAAACUAGUGAGUUAUCUAAAUUGAAAAGCAUUUAAUUUAUUUGAUUAAUCAGUUGAAACUGAUGUAUCAACUUCUACUAAUUAAUGGGUAAAUACCUCGGCUACCACUAAAGUAUGAGAAUUGGAGGAGUUAUACUAUUUUAGUUUGAAUAGGGCGUCAGGUACCACUGAACUCUAUUAUAUGUGUAGCCAGUACCACUUAAGUUUACCCCUAGGUGGAUUCCGUUAAAGUUAACAGUAUAUUCUUGGAAUAUUAUGUUUUCUAAAUUUCAGAAAUGGUUCUUCUACUUCUUCUUAUUGUAAAAAAAUUCUUUGGAUUUAUGAAAAACAUCAUUUUUUUGUUUUAUUUUUUAGUUCGAAUCUUCUUUUGAUGACUCUGGUACCUAACCAAUAUUUGAAUAUGAGAAAUCUAUGAUCAAUUACCAUUAUAAAUAUUUUCAAUUAUCAUUAUGUGUUCUAAUAAUUGAAUUACUUCUUGAAGCAAAUAUAUCCUGUGAAUUUUAUCCCGAUAUAAAUAAUCUGAGAAUGUUAUAUUUAAUUCACUUACAUCAUUUUAGUGGUGUUUUUAAUUGAAUUAGGGGUUUAAAUAGAUCUUUUCAUAUUAAUUUUAAUUCUUUAUUAUUAUCUUUUAGUAUAUUUAUUAUUCCUUUCUGAUAUUCAUUUAUUAUUUUUACUAAUUUAUCUAUUAUAUUGAAAAACAUUAUUAGCCAUUCUAGUAGUACUAUGUGUAGAAGGUUUUCUAAUUUUUAUAUUAUAUAAUACUUGUUGAAAUUUCGUCCUUCAGAGCGUGUCAAAGACGGUUUUCGAAUUCCUCGGGAGGUGAAGAAAAAGGGGGAAGAGCGCUGGAAGGAUUGCCUUAUUGGGCAAUUUGUUGGAGCUCAACCUAAGGUAGCACAGCUCCAGACCUGGGCUACUGGCAUUUGGGGGAGAGACGAAAUGGUGCGUGUUUCGCGAUUUGGUGAUCGAUUGUUCGUCUUCCAGUUCCCAUCUUCGUCUACAAGUCAGUGGGUCUUUCGAUCUGGACCGUGGCACUUUCAGGGAAAUCAGCUCUAUCUCAGGAAAUGGGUCCCGGAUAUUCAACUAGUGACUCCUCUUGUGGAGCCUCAUCCCAUCUAGGUGAUUAUCAGAGGUUUACCGCUGGAGUAUCACUCACUGGAAGGUUUGGAAUGGGUCGCCAGUACGCUUGGGCCGCCUCUCUAGAUGGAUAAAAUGACCAGGGUGGGUGGGCAGCUGGGAUUUGCCAAGGUUUGUGUGGAUCUGACAGCGGAGUGUGGCUUCCCUUCAAAGGUUCGACUCUAUCCUGAUGAUGAUCCGUUUUUUGAAGUGGAUGUUGAUUAUCUGAAUCUGCCUAGAGUUUGCUCGGAUUGCCAAGUUUUUGGUCACGAUUGUUCAGCUAAUGCUUUGAGUAAUAAAAGAUGGGUAGUCAAAGGGACAGCAAAGGCUCCUGAGGCCAGUUCUGAAGCUUUAGUUUUUCAGGAUGUUUCAUCCGUUGGUAUGCAGUCUGAGAUUGUAACUGUGGAAAGUGAGACUGGGGUUAGUGCUGAUUUGAAUUCCAAAGGGAAGGAGGUUGCAGAUCAGUCUCUUUGUUCAGGAUAGGGUGCUCCUACUCCUUCAUCAAAUGGGAGUGCUGCUGCUAGGUUUGUUGAUGUUGUUGUUGGACCAUCAACUCAGGCUGGGAGUCCAAGUCAACAGAUGCAAAUGCCUGUUGGUACUAUCUCACCAGUUUCUGGGAGGGUAGUUCCUCAGACACCUGUAGCAGUAGAGGAGUUGGAACCCAAUCCUUGGAUAACUGUUGGAAGUUCCAAGAGGAAGCCUAAUACACCUCAAAUUGCUAUGCAUGUUGGUCCUCGCAGAGGGGAGGGUAAGAAAUAAUGAACAUACUAGUUUGAAAUAUUCGGGGUUUUAAUGACCCGGAUAAAAAUAAAGCUGUGCA
Linum trigynum is the source of this 2312-nucleotide messenger RNA. Lineage: Eukaryota; Viridiplantae; Streptophyta; Magnoliopsida; Malpighiales; Linaceae. The record is from the annotation of a GenBank genome assembly.